AUGAGAGAAGGGAGGCAGGUGUUGACUCAAGAGGACAAGACUAGAAGGUUGGCGGUUAAAUCAGAUAUAGAUUUUCUGGCUUCUUUGGAAGAGAUUUCUUGGAGGCAGAAGUCCAAGGCUCUGUUUAUCAAAGAGGGUGAUAACAACACACAGUUCUUUCAUAGAAUUGCCAAUUCCCAUAGCCGAACCAAUCAGAUUAGGGGUGUGGAGGUGGAUGGCGUUCUCUUUGAGGAGGAGUCAGAUAUUACAGAUCAGAUUAAUGCAGUAAAUAUCAAAGACUUUCGUCCUAUCAGUCUUGUGGGUAGCCUUUAUAAAUUGUUGGCUAAGGUGUUGGCUCAUAGGCUUCGAGGAGUGUUGGAUAAAUUGAUAUCUGACUCUCAAAAUUCUUUUGUGGGAGGGAGACAAAUUCUUGAUUCGGUUCUUAUUGCUAAUGAAUGCUUAGACAGCAGGUUGAAGAGUGGUAUUCCUAGUGUUAUAAUAAAGCUGGACAUUGAGAAGGCUUAUGAUCAUGUGAAUUGGAAUGCACUAUUUUACCUUAUGGAUAGGAUAGGCUUUGGGGCAAGAUGGAGUAGGUGGAUUAAGGCGUGCAUCUUUACAGUUAAAUUCUCAGUUUUGAUUAAUGGAUCCCCUAAAGGUUUUUUUGGUAGUUCUCGUGGUCUUCGCCAAGGGGAUCCUUUGUCUCCACUUUUAUUUCUAAUGAUUAUGGAAGUGUUGAGUAGACUGUUGAAGAGGACAGAAAAUGGUGGCUUUCUUUGUGGAUUUAAAGCGGGGUCGCAUAGACGUGGGGGCCUGAAAGUUAAUAUAGGCAAGAGUGAGAUUGUUCCUGUUGGCGAUGUCGGGGAUUUGAAUGGUUUGGCUCGUAUCCUUUGUUGUAAGGCUGUGGCUGCAAGAAUUGAAAGAAUUCAGGGGAAUUUCCUUUGGGGGCCUCAGAGAAUAGUUAGGCUGUUUAACAAGGCUUUACUUGGGAAGUGGUUGUGGCGGUUUGGGAAAGAGAAUCAUAGAUUAUGGCGUCAGGUUAUAGCAGACAAAUAUGGAGAGGCAAGAGGUGGCUGGUGCACUAGAGGGGUAAGAGGUGCUCACAGGUGUGGGAUGUGGAGGAGUAUUAAAGAAGGAUCAGAGAAGUUCUUUAGCCAAAUUUUGUAUAAUGUGGGGGAGGGUAACCGUGUUCGUUUUUGGCAUGAUACAUGGUGUGGGCCUACUCCUUUGAAUGAACUUUUUCCUUCCAUGUAUGAUUGCUCUGUUUCUAAAGAAGCAUGA
Quercus lobata is the source of this 1257-nucleotide messenger RNA. RefSeq lists its product as uncharacterized. The record is from RefSeq and is a predicted model, not a curated record. NCBI's taxonomy places the organism in Eukaryota, Viridiplantae, Streptophyta, Magnoliopsida, Fagales, Fagaceae. The coding region runs from base 1 to 1257 and encodes 418 amino acids. The transcript is spliced from 5 exons.